AUGGAUCAGAGAUUAGUUGAAGCUUCAAGAAAUGGAGAUGUCAUUGCAUUAUUUAGAAUGUUGGAGGAGGAUCCUCAGAUUCUGGACAAAGCGUCUUUGGCCUAUCAUAGAGAAUCGCCACUUCAUGUUGCAGCACUAGGAGGGAAAGCAAAUUUUGUGAAGCAGAUUCUGAGUUUAAUGCCUUCACUAGCAACACAGCCAAACCAGAAAGGUUUGAUCCCAUUGCACAUGGCUUCUGCAAAAGGCCAUGAUGAGACAGUGAGAGAGCUCUUGAAGGUGAAGCUUGAUGAUGAUUCAGUGAAACAGUGCCUUCUCAAGGACGACGAUGGAUGGACUCCGCUGCAUUAUGCAGCAUGGAAAGGGAAAGUUGAAGCAUUUCAAGAACUGGUCAGCCACAUUCCUGAGUGUAUGCUGGAGACAACACCGAAAGGAGAGACAGUUCUUCACUUAGCAGUGAAGGCUAACCAAUUUGGAGCUCUGCGAAACCGAGUGGCACAGAGAGAGAGAGAGAGAGAGACCUCCGAUCACACCUCUGUUCUCUCGCCUUCCUUCUCCGGCUUCAGCCGUCGUCAGCGUGGUUGCAAGUGGCCGUUCGUCUGCAGCAGGGAGUUCUGUCGAGUUCAUGGAUUUUUCUCCGCCCCUGUGUUGCUAUCGAGUCUUCUUCUUCCUCCUCCUUCUGCAUCGCAGGCCUCCUCCUUCUUUAGAUGCUGCGUUGUGCUGUGCGGUCGUCGUGGAGGGAGCUUCGACUUCUUUCCUCUGUUUUUCCUCUUCGUGCAGCUCGCCAAAGGUCUCUCCCUGUUCUGCGUCGUCCCUGUUCUGCUACCAGAGGUACCGAAUAAAAAUGUGAAGAUCAAUGAUAUCAAUGAGGAAAAUUAUAUAACCGUGGACGUGGAGAGGAUUACUGACACUGAAGUACCCAAGGAAUCGGGGGCAAAAGCAGAAGAUAAUGAAAUGCAGUUUCAGAACAUAAAACUACUAGUAGCCACCAUCAUUUUGACCUUAACAUAUCAAGGUUUGGGUGAUCCUCCAUCAACCCUCUUCAAAGAAGGCAGUGAAAUAAAUUGGGAAUGCCUUUUUGAUUUCUCAUCGAGAAAGAAUCACAGAAGUAGCUUGAUCAAUUUCAUCAAGAACUGUCCAGCUCUCUUGGCUUUCAUGUUCUUGAUAAUGAACACCUUGAUCUUCUUCACUUUUAUCUUGAUUGUGGUUACCACUUUGCGUGGCCGCCAAGCUCUUCAACUGCGAUUGCUCACACUAUACUUCACAAUCUGCUACAGCAUCUUACUCAUGUGUUUUUUUUAA
This is a messenger RNA of Prosopis cineraria, 1299 nucleotides long. RefSeq lists its product as uncharacterized. The record is from RefSeq and is a predicted model, not a curated record. The coding region runs from base 1 to 1299 and encodes 432 amino acids. The transcript is spliced from 3 exons. NCBI's taxonomy places the organism in Eukaryota, Viridiplantae, Streptophyta, Magnoliopsida, Fabales, Fabaceae. Gene Ontology annotation, molecular function: protein binding.